GGGUGGGUGGGUGGGGAGGGCGGGCGGCCCGGCGGCCUCGUCUUCCACCGCCUCCCCAACCACCACCCCCCCCGCCCUCCCCGGUGUCUGUGUGUGUGAGUGUGUGUGUGUGUGUUUCUCUCUCUGGUCGGAGGCGGCGGUAAUGGCGGAUGGUGGGUUGUGGCGCCGGCGGCGGCUGCUGUGAGGGACGAUGAGUUCCUCCUUCGUGCCGAACGGGGCCAGCCUGGAAGAUUGUCACUGUAACCUGUUCUGCCUGGCUGACUUGACAGGGAUUAAAUGGAAACGAUACGUUUGGCAAGGCCCAACUUCUGCCCCUAUUCUGUUUCCGGUGACAGAAGAAGACCCCAUUUUGAGCAGUUUUAGCCGCUGCCUUAAGGCAGAUGUACUUGGUGUUUGGCGGCGAGAUCAAAGACCUGGAAGACGAGAACUGUGGAUAUUUUGGUGGGGUGAAGAUCCCAGUUUUGCUGACCUUAUUCAUCAUGACUUAUCAGAAGAGGAAGAUGGAGUUUGGGAAAAUGGGCUUUCCUAUGAAUGCCGUACUUUGCUUUUCAAAGCAGUUCACAAUCUGUUAGAACGGUGUUUAAUGAACCGAAACUUUGUAAGGAUUGGCAAGUGGUUUGUAAAGCCUUAUGAAAAAGAUGAAAAACCUAUAAAUAAAAGUGAACACUUGUCCUGCUCUUUCACCUUUUUCUUGCAUGGAGAUAGCAAUGUUUGUACCAGCGUGGAAAUUAACCAACAUCAACCUGUAUACCUUCUCAGUGAAGAGCAUAUCACCCUUGCUCAACAGUCUAAUAGCCCUUUUCAAGUUAUCCUAAGCCCAUUUGGACUAAACGGCACUCUCACAGGACAGGCAUUCAAGAUGUCUGAUUCAGCUACAAAAAAAUUGAUUGGUGAAUGGAAACAGUUCUAUCCUAUCUCAUGUUGCUCUAAGGAGAUGUCUGAAGAGAAACAGGAAGAUAUGGAUUGGGAGGAUGAUUCGUUAGCUGCAGUAGAAGUUCUUGUUGCUGGUGUCCGAAUGAUCUACCCAGCAUGUUUUGUUUUAGUCCCUCAGUCAGACAUUCCUACUCCUAGCUCUGUGGGAUCCUCUCACUGUUCAGCUUCUUGCAUGGGUGUUCAUCAAGUGCCUGCUUCUAUAAGAGAUCCUGCAAUGUCUUCAGUUACUCUUACACCACCUACAUCUCCUGAGGAAGUACAGACAGUUGAUCCUCAGUCUGCCCAGAAGUGGGUAAAGUUUUCUUCGGUAACUGAUGGCUUCAAUUCUGAUAGUACUAGCCACCAUGGUGGGAAAAUACCAAGAAAAUUAGCAAAUCAUGUGGUGGAUAGAGUUUGGCAGGAAUGCACUAUGAACAGAGCACAGAACAAGAGAAAGUAUUCUGCUUCCUCGGGUGGCUUGUCUGAAGAAGAGACAGCUGAUAAAGUAGCAUCUUGGGAUUUUGUAGAAGCCACACAAAGAACGAAUUGCAGUUGUUUGAGGCACAAAAAUCUCAAAUCAAGAAAUGCUGGACAACCUGGACAGGCACCAUCUUUAGGUCAACAACAAGUACUUCCUAAGCACAAGGCCAAUGAGAAGCAAGAAAAGAGUGAAAAGCCACAGAAACGCCCCUUGACUCCUUUUCACCAUCGUGUGUCUAUUAGCGAUGAUGUUGGCAUGGAUACAGAUUCAGCCAGUCAAAGACUUGUGAUUUCUGCUCCAGACAGUCAAGUGAGAUUUUCAAAUAUCCGAACUGAUGUAGCAAAGACUCCUCAAAUGCAUGGUAGUGAAAUGACAAAUUCACCUCAACCACCCCCUCUUAGUCCUCACCCAUGUGAUGUGGGUGACGAAGGAGUGACUAAGACACCUUCAACCCCUCAGAGUCAACAUUUUUAUCAAAUGCCAACACCAGAUCCCUUGGUUCCUUCAAAACCAAUGGAAGAUAGGAUAGACAGUUUGUCUCAGUCUUUCCCACCUCAGUUCCAGGAAACUGUAGAACCUACAGUCUAUGUUGGUACAGCAGUAAAUUUGGAAGAAGAUGAAGCUAAUAUAGCCUGGAAGUAUUACAAGGUCCCAAAGAAAAAAGAUGUAGAGUUUUUACCACCUCAACUUCCAAGUGAUAAAUUCAAGGAUGAUCCAGUUGGACCUAUUGGACAGGAAAGUGUAACAUCUGUUACAGAGUUAAUGGUGCAAUGUAAGAAGCCUUUAAAAGUUUCUGAUGAAUUAAUACAGCAAUAUCAGGUUAAAAAUCAGUAUCUUUCAGCAAUAGCAUCUGAUGCAGAACAGGAACCUAAAAUUGAUCCAUAUGCGUUUGUUGACGGAGAUGAAGAAUUCCCUUUUCCUGAUAAAAAAGAUAGACAAAACAAUGAGAGAGAAACUGGAAAGAAACACAAGAUGGAAGAUGGGACAUCUGCUGUAACAGUGUUGUCACAUGAAGAAGAUGCUAUGUCAUUGUUUAGUCCAUCUGUCAAGCAAGAUGUUCCGCGCCCAACUGGUCAUGCUCGUCCUCCAUCAACCAGUUUGAUUUAUGACUCAGACCUUGCUGUCUCUUACACUGACCUUGAUAAUCUCUUCAAUUCUGAUGAAGAUGAACUAACACCUGGAUCUAAAAAAUCAGCAAAUGGAUCUGAUGAUAAGGCCAGCUGCAAGGAAUCAAAGACAGGAAAUCUGGACCCGUUAUCUUGCAUAAGCACUGCAGAUCUUCAUAAGAUGUAUCCUACACCACCAUCAUUGGAACAACAUAUUAUGGGAUUUUCCCCAAUGAAUAUGAAUAAUAAAGAGUAUGGAAGUAUGGAUAUAACACCUGGAGGAACUGUUCUAGAAGGAAAUACUUCUAGUGUAGGAGCACAGUUCAAAAUUGAAGUUGAUGAGGGAUUCUGUAGCCCAAAACCAUCUGAAGUUAAAGAUUUUUCUUAUGUCUAUAAGCCUGAAAAUUGUCAAGUUCUAGUGGGAUGUUCCAUGUUUGCACCGCUAAAAACUCUACCAAGCCAAUGUUUGCCACCUAUCAAAUUGCCAGAAGAGUGUAUUUAUCGUCAGAGUUGGACUGUUGGAAAGUUGGAAUUGCUUCCUUCAGGACCUACAAUGCCAUUCAUCAAAGAAGGUAGUGAUGGAAGUAACAUGGAUCAAGAGUACGGCCCUGCCUACACACCUCAAACCCAUACUUCUUUUGGAAUGCCUCCUAGUAGUGCACCUCCUAGUAACAGUGGAGCAGGAAUUCUUCCUUCACCAUCCACGCCUCGGUUUCCAACUCCAAGGACUCCAAGGACUCCUAGGACUCCUCGUGGAGCAGGUGGACCUGCCAGUGCUCAAGGUUCUGUUAAAUACGAAAAUUCAGACUUGUAUUCACCAGCUUCCACCCCAUCCACAUGCAGACCCCUCAAUUCUGUUGAACCUGCAACUGUUCCUUCUAUCCCUGAAGCACACAGUCUUUACGUAAACCUCAUCCUUUCAGAAUCAGUUAUGAAUUUGUUUAAAGACUGCAACUUUGAUAGUUGCUGCAUCUGUGUUUGCAACAUGAAUAUUAAGGGUGCCGAUGUUGGAGUUUACAUUCCAGAUCCAACGCAGGAAGCACAGUAUAGAUGUACCUGCGGCUUCAGUGCAGUCAUGAACAGAAAAUUUGGAAAUAAUUCAGGAUUAUUUCUUGAAGAUGAACUAGAUAUCAUAGGACGCAACACAGACUGUGGCAAAGAAGCAGAAAAACGUUUUGAAGCUCUCAGGGCUACUUCUUCUGAACAAGUUAAUGGAGGACUAAAGGAAUCUGAAAAGCUUCCUGAUGAAUUAAUAUUGUUGCUACAAGAUCAAUGCACUAAUUUAUUUUCACCCUUUGGAGUGGCAGACCAAGAUCCUUUUCCCAAAAUUGGUGUAAUUAGCAAUUGGGUACGUGUUGAAGAGCGGGACUGUUGCAAUGAUUGCUACCUUGCGUUGGAACAUGGGCGUCAGUUCAUGGAUAAUAUGUCAGGAGGAAAAGUUGAUGAAGCACUUGUGAAAAGUUCAUGCUUACAUCCAUGGUCCAAAAGAAAUGACGUGAGUAUGCAGUGCUCACAGGAUAUACUUCGAAUGCUCCUCUCACUUCAGCCAGUUCUUCAGGAUGCCAUUCAGAAAAAAAGAACAAUUAGACCUUGGGGGGUUCAAGGUCCUCUCACUUGGCAGCAGUUUCAUAAAAUGGCUGGCCGAGGUUCUUACGGAACUGAUGAAUCUCCAGAACCACUGCCAAUCCCCACGUUUUUGUUGGGUUAUGAUUAUGAUUUUCUGGUGCUUUCUCCAUUUGCUCUCCCUUAUUGGGAGAGACUUAUGCUGGAACCCUAUGGAUCUCAACGAGAUAUAGCCUAUGUUGUACUAUGUCCAGAGAAUGAAGCCUUGUUAAAUGGAGCUAAAAGCUUUUUUAGAGAUCUUACUGCAAUAUAUGAGUCCUGUCGAUUAGGUCAACAUAGACCUAUUUCACGACUGUUGGCAGAUGGGAUCAUGAGAGUUGGAUCUACUGCAUCAAAGAAGCUAUCAGAAAAGUUGGUAGCAGAAUGGUUUUCUCAGGCAGCUGAUGGUAACAACGAGGCAUUUUCUAAGCUCAAGCUUUAUGCACAAGUCUGCAGAUAUGACCUAGGUCCUUAUCUUGCUUCCCAGCCUUUGGACAGCUCUCUGCUUUCCCAGCCAAAUUUAGCUGCCCAUCCAAAUCAGUCUUUGAUUACUCCAUCUCAGAUGACAAGUACUGGAAAUGCUAAUACUUCAUCUGCUACCCUAGCACCCUCAGCCAGCAGCAGUAUAACAGUGACUUCAGGGGUUACACUACCUACUUCAAUUGCUACAGCUAAUUCAACUUUGACAACAACUUCAUCUUCAUCAUCCUCCAAUUUGAAUAGUGGAGUAUCAUCAAAUAAACUACCUUCAUUUCCACCCUUUGGCAGUAUGAACAGUAAUGCUACAGGAUCCAUAUCUACACAAGCAAGUACAGUUCAAAAUGGCCAGCUAGGAGGGCAACAGUCAUCAACUUUACAGACAGCUGGAAUUUCUGGAGAGUCAUCUUCACUCCCUACUCAGCCACAUCCUGAUGUAUCAGAAAGCUCAAUGGAUCGGGAUAAAGUGGGAAUCCCCACUGAUGGUGAUUCACAUGCUAUUACCUAUCCACCUGCAAUUGUUGUUUAUAUAAUCGAUCCUUUUACCUAUGAAAAUAAAGAUGAAAGCACUAAUUCUUCUAAUGUGUGGACUUUGGGGCUACUUCGAUGCUUCCUGGAAAUGGUCCAAACGCUUCCUCCACAUAUCAAGAGUACUGUUUCUGUCCAGAUUGUCCCUUGUCAAUACCUGUUGCAACCUGUGAAGCAUGAAGACAGGCAAAUCUAUACCCAGCAUUUAAAAUCUCUGGCUUUUUCGGCCUUUACCCAAUGUCGGAGACCACUUCCAACAUCAACCAAUGUGAAAACACUGACAGGCUUUGGUCCAGGGUUAGCCAUGGAAACUGCUCUUAAAAGUCCUGAUAGACCAGACUGUAUUCGACUUUAUACGCCUCCUUUCAUUCUGGCCCCAGUGAAGGACAAACAGACAGAGUUGGGUGAAACAUUUGGAGAGGCUGGACAAAAAUAUAAUGUUCUUUUCGUGGGCUACUGUUUAUCACAUGAUCAGAGAUGGAUUCUUGCAUCUUGUACAGAUCUGUAUGGAGAACUGUUAGAAACUUGUAUCAUUAACAUUGAUGUUCCAAAUAGGGCUCGUCGGAAAAAAGGUUCUGCCAGAAGGUUUGGUCUGCAGAAACUUUGGGAAUGGUGCUUAGGACUUGUGCAAAUGAGUUCAUUGCCAUGGAGAGUUGUAAUUGGUCGUCUAGGAAGGAUUGGUCAUGGAGAAUUGAAAGAUUGGAGCUGUUUGCUGAGUCGUCGAAAUUUGCAAUCUCUAAGUAAAAGACUCAAAGACAUGUGUAGAAUGUGUGGUAUAUCUGCUGCAGACUCUCCCAGCAUUCUCAGUGCUUGCUUGGUAGCAAUGGAACCCCAAGGCUCUUUUGUUAUUAUGCCAGAUUCUGUGUCAACUGGUUCUGUAUUUGGAAGAAGCACCACUCUUAACAUGCAGACAUCUCAGUUAAAUACACCACAGGAUACAUCAUGUACUCACAUACUUGUAUUUCCUACUUCUGCUUCUGUGCAAGUAGCAUCAGCUACUUACACCACUGAAAAUUUGGAUUUAGCUUUCAAUCCCAACAAUGAUGGGGCAGAUGCAAUGGGUAUCUUCGAUUUGUUGGACACAGCAGAUGAUCUGGAUCCUGAUAUCAUUAAUAUCCUUCCUGCAUCUCCUACUGGGUCUCCUGUGCAUUCUCCAGGAUCUCAUUACCCCCAUGGAGGUGACGCUGGCAAGGGUCAGGGUACUGAUCGGCUACUUUCAACAGAAUCUCAUGAUGAAGUAACUAAUAUUCUUCAGCAACCAUUGGCCCUUGGUUACUUCGUAUCAACUGCCAAAGCGGGUCCAUUACCUGACUGGUUCUGGUCAGCAUGUCCUCAAGCACAAUACCAGUGUCCCCUUUUUCUUAAGGCCUCUUUGCACCUCCACGUGCCUUCAGUGCAAUCUGAUGAGCUGCUUCACAGUAAACACUCCCACCCACUUGACUCAAAUCAGACUUCAGAUGUCCUCAGGUUUGUUUUGGAACAGUACAAUGCACUCUCCUGGCUAACCUGUGACCCUGCAAUCCAGGACAGACGCUCAUGUCUCCCAAUUCAUUUUGUGGUGCUGAAUCAAUUAUAUAACUUUAUCAUGAAUAUGCUGUGAUCUUCAUUUGAUAGAACUGUGCAAGAAAAGAACAAGGAAAAAGGAUAUUUCGCUGCAGGAUUAAGUUAAAUUUAUCUUCUCAGUGAGAGUCAUUUGUGAUGGGGUCUAAUUCUUAUUACUUCAACAAAUAUUGUUUUGACUUGGGGGGGCUAUAACCCUGCUAUUUUUCAUUGACUUUACUGAACUCUUUAGGAUGAUGACUGAUCAAUACAAAACGUAUUAUAACAUUUUUGUAGCAAAAUUAACCUUUUUUUUCCAGUCACAGUAUUUGUGAAGAGUAAUGAGCCAUAGUACCCAGUCAUGUAAAAUGAAUAUUAAAAGCAUGGAGAGGAAACAUGAGGAACAAUGAAUUUCAACAUAUGGCUUUAGAACAUCAAGAUGUUCUUGUAUUGGAUUAUAGUAUCUAGUAUUCAAAAAUGCCUGCAUCUCUUAUUUAUUGUAAGUUUUUAAAUGUAUAAAUUGUCUUAUAUUUCUUAACCUCUUUUAUAAAAAUUUUCCUAGAAGGUUUAUACUGCCUUCUUGCUUUAAAGCAAUUGGUCUAAAAUAUAUGUAAUCGUCUUAAUUAAAAAGUUGCAGUAGGGUUGCUUUUAGAGUAUUAUUUUUUUGUAAGGGGGUGGGUGGGACAGUAAAUUUGUAUUGUCUCAAUGUACAGUUUAAUGGGGAUAGAGGAGAAAUAAUGUCCAUACCAUUGUGUGUGGAGAAUUUACAGCUAAGCUGUAGUUGCAGAGUACAUGUACAGUAAUGAAGUUCACUGUGUUUAUAAAUGGAAAAGGUACCGGGUCUUACAGCAUUUUAUAUAUCACACCUUUACAGAGUAACAUGAUGGCAAUAUACAAGUGAUAUUGUUAGGUGGUUUAACUUAGAAUAAAAUGAGAAUUCUUCAGUUAUAUUUUGUACUAUGGUUUAGGGCUAUGACUAAUAUUUCAGGCCAUUUCCAGUGAAAGAAACUUAGUUUUACAAGAAAAACAUUUGCUACUGAAUGCUUAAACUAAUUUUGGUGUUUAAUGUUAAAUGCUUAAAGUUUUUUCAGUUUUAACAGUGGCACAUUUAGGCAUGGGGAUAUUAUUAAUUAUAUGAAAUUUAUCUUCAGGAUCUGCUACAAGGUUGAAAUUUAGCCCAGCUCUAGGCAUUUUACAAAUUAUUUUAAGAGCAAUCACUCUUGAUUGUUUGACUUUUUUAUUAUUAAAUUAAAGAUUGGGAAUGUGUGUGAGUGUAUGCAUAUGUUUGGGUGUGUGUGUGUGCAAUCAAACUGUGGUGUAAAUAGAUUCUCAGUGAAUUCUGGUAUUCAAACUCUAUUCCACUAGUGAAAGAAUCAGUUCUAAACUUAACCUGUUUCCCUUUUCCUUUUUUAUUUAUUAAAUUUUCUUGGUUUGGAGAUGGCAGUCCCAAACACCAGAGUCUGUGCUUUUCUUUAACACAGCUCAGAUUAAGAUAGGGCAGAUGCCAAGGAGGUUCUCACCUCCCUAAAGAAGGGAUUGAAUUGUAGGGACUUUAAUUCACCCCUUCCUUCAGUACAGCUUUUACCCCUUCUUAUUUGCACAUGCCAAGAUAACUGCUUUUAUGCAGACUUUCCCAGUAAUCCUUUCUACAGUGCUACUCACCAGAGAGCCCAAGUUAGCCUCCUAUCUGCAUUGCUGACUUGAAUUCACAGUCACCAAGUCUACCUAUCUUUCCUGGAAGCAGUCUAACAAAAUUCAUAUUUGUAUGUUAAUUAGUGAUCUACAAGGGGAUGAUCCAUUUAUUUACAAAACUAUUUUUAAUAGUGAAUAUCUUUUCCUCCAGAUGACAUUGCCAACAGUAACAAAUUGCAUACAAUAAUUAUGUAUUGACUCUAUAAUUUACAUUAGUAUUUUCCUCUGAAAAACACAAUACAAAGGCUAAGUAAAGAAUGAGGUACCACCAUUGGGAUUUUAAUUUGAUAUUUUAUUUUUUUUUUACUGGAACUUGUUUUGUAUGUAAAUAAUCUGCUUAGCAUAAAUAUCACUUUCUUAUGAACAAUAUUACUUCAUCAAAUUGUGUAAAUAAAAACAUUAGCAAGUGUUUUUUUCUAUGAAGAAAACACAGUUGAUGACAAGGGUUUCCAACAAUUUCUUUAAGACUAUAAUCAAUCUCUGUGGUCAAUAUAUUUUGAUACUAAAUCUGAAGAUUCCAUCUCUUCAUUUGUUUUUAAAUUAUUCUACGCACCACAAGUUAUAUAGUUUAUUUUAAAACAAAAACUUGUCUGAGAUUUGAGGGAAAGGAUGCUUAUUUGGAAUUUCUACAAAAUUAAUAUCAUUUUUAUAUAUGUUAUUAAAAAUUAAAACUAUGUUCUCAGUUGCUUAAAAUCACUAACAUAUGAUAACCACACCUCAGUUUGAAAAUAGAUUGUUAAAAAAAAAAAUGACUCCUUGAAAGUUCUUUUAUAUAGAGCCAUAAGGAGGGAACCCAGUGUACAAUUUAUUUUAUCUGAAAAUCAGGGAAUAGUUCCCAAAUAUACAGGAUUCGCUGAAAAGACUUUUUCCUUCCCUUACCAGUUCACACUCAAUUGAAAAUUAUUAAAUAGCCAUUAGAAAAGGUCAGCUGACUUGGGGAAAAAAAGAAAUGAAGCCUUUUGUACAAGAUGAUGGUUCUGAUUUCCUAAUGUACUGUCACAGACAGGUAUGGGUAAUCAUGUUUUAUUUAUAUAGAUAAGCAAAAUAUUAUUACUUUAUGCCAGUGGAUUACCAACAGCUUGACUUCUUCCUUACAGUGAUAAUGUCUGUACGUGUGUUUUGGUGUUUUGUUUUGUUUUGUUUUGGGUUGGGUGUAGUUAUCCAUUAUGAAGCAGGGUGGAAGUUCAAUAUCAUGGCAUUUAAAUAAGAUUAGCUAUAUAAUGUCUGCUUCCAGCAAGUGAGAAACAUCUAGCCAUACCUUUCUUCUGCAAGCCAUUCAGUUAUCAGGACUGUGAAUUAACACUGUAUGAAUAAUAAAUUUCUGUACACCCUAUUGUUUGGCCAGAAGGCCACCAAGUGUACUUAUAUGUAAUCCUUAAAUUUUAAAGUAGCUGUAAUUUUUAAAUAUUUCUAAACUUUUCUUAAACCACUAAAAUUGAGCUCUUAGUACUUAAUCAGCCAUCCUCAGCUGUAUUCGUACUCAAUUGUCAGUAUGGCAGAGAUUACUGUAUUAAAAUAUCUCCUUUCGUCUUCAUAUUUACCUUCUGAAGUAAUUUUUUAACUUAAUGUGUUACAACAAAGAUUUGCAGAUCUUUAAUCAAGCACUAUGUUAAUACUGUAAUAUCAAAAUACUAUGUUGCAUUAUUUAAAAUGUUCAAAUUGAAUAGAUUAAAAGGAAGUUUUUAAAUGCUGUCGCAUCAUAUAAUUUGCUACUUCUCCACUGUGGCAUUUCAUAUCAGUCUAUUAUUACAUUUAAUGUUGCAUGAGUGGUAUUUUGGCCUGGGUUUCCUGUUAAGAUUUUAGUUGUCUAAAUUAUGGCAAAACCUUUUUAACAUACGUGUUUAUUUCCCUCCCCACCAAAUCAGCUGGAAAUCACAUUUUGGUUUCUCUUAAUGUUUUAAUGGGCCCAGAAUUGUGGUUUAAAUUUUUAUAUGUGGUUUGGUUUUUUUUUUUUUUUUUUCGGAGUAGGAAUUCAAAAACUGGAUUUGGGACCUAAAAUACUCCUCAGGUUGAUGUAUUCAUGGAGUUUUAAGAUAGAAACUGGAUUCGUGGACCUUAAAGUUGCUGAAUUUAAAGUACAAUUUGUAAUGUCAUUACUGGACAUAUCAGCAUCAAUCCUCUCAAUAGCUUGGUCACUUUAUGAAGGGGCGUUUUAAAGUUGUUGUUGAGUAGUAACAUUUAAUAUGGUCCAAUUGCUUUUCUUUUUAACGUGACAAAGAAUAAGGAACAAACACUAUUGCUGCCGAAUGCCAUAACACUGAGUUGUACAAAUUGUGAUUGAGGAAAAUGAAAAAGUUUAUACUUUUUAAAAAAAACAACAAAAGCAACAAAAAAAAAAAAAGAAAGAAACUUCAAAUGGAAUAAAUUAUUCAUGAAGCCUUCAUUGUGGUGUCUUAUUCUGUUGAAAACACUUCCAUCUCAAAUUUGCAAAAACUUAUAGCAGUGUUACUGUGCCAAAAGCAACCCAGAAAUACUUAAUGCACUUUUAAUUUAUCUGAGGGUUUUGUUUUUAAAAAAUAAUUUUAAUUGUCAGUGUACAAUGUGUAGGAUAGUUACGUAUGUAUAUAUAUUCUAAUUUCUUUUAGGUUGGUCAGUUUGGUAAUAAUUUUCUAGUCCUAAUAAGCUACCAUUAAAUAAAGCUUAGCUUUACCCUAUUUUUAUUUGAUGCAUAAAUACAUUUUAAGCCCAAGAAAAAUAUUUAAAUAUGAUUAAUCAUCAAAAAUAACUCUGCUAUAAUAUUCUCAAAGCAGCCAUCUAAAAUAUUUUUGUUCAGACUUGGGCUGAGGAAGAACAUACUCCAAAAUUAUUGUGGUUAUUUUGAAAUGGAUUCUGUCAGCACAUUGUGUUUGAAGAAAGCUGUACGUUGCUGAAUUGCCUCUUAAACUAUGUUCUGUCUCGUGGUUGAUAUUACCUCUGAUUUAUUUCCACUUUCUUUACUAUAGUCUGUGUAUGACUAAAAAUUAACUAUGCAAAUGAAACUUUUUAUAAAAGGAGUUAAUUACUUUUUGCACAACUGCACACAAUCUUUCUUUUCUAUUUGUAGUUUUCAAUAUUGAAAACUAUCUGAAAAUCUUAUUGAGUGGUUACUGAAGGAAAUGAAUUUUUUUCUUUCAUAGUUUAAAUCACAUACUUGUUUGUACUAUGUAUAAGGUAUUUAUACUUGUUACGAAUCCAAGCUGCUUAGUUAGACAGACAUGUCCCCUACCUUAAGAAAAAAGUUUUUACAUUGUAAUCAGUGUGCUCUACCUUUGCAAAAUCUAAGACUUUGAAAGCCUACAAUGUUAGUUCAUCCCUUCCAUAAGAAUGUUCUUGCAAAUUAUUUGCCAGAGUUCUCCAUGUGAAUUUUUUUAAAGUCAAGAGCUACACACUUGAAGGUAAAAGUAUAUGAAAUUUUGGUGAGCACUUUGAAAUGUUCUAGAAGUAAAUAAUAAAUUACUUAUGGAAAUUAUCUUGGCCUCUUGAUAUUAAUAUAUUUAUGUGCGUAAAUGUAUGUAUUUACUCAUACCACUAGCUGAUUGCUCUGUGUAUAAAUAUAUUUAUGGAAUUUUAGAAUCCAAAUUGCAACAUGUUUUGAUAGUUUUUUUCUGUUUAGCUAUUGGAAUAUGCCUGAGACAGAAUGAUUAAAGUAAGAAUUAUUCAGAAAUACUCAGCAUAUAAUGAUCAUUAUAGAUUUCUGAGAGAUGGAGAAGUAGAGAAAUGACUCAGGAUAAUGUUAGAAAUACAGUUUGAACUCCAUUCAAACCAUUUUGGUAAAGUAACCUUUGAAAUAGUACUAGGAAGUCUGGAGGUUUAGUGGCAACCAUAAUCACAUAAGUGCAUGAAUUGGAAAUGUCUAGGCUUUGCCUACCAUGGUGUUUAGAAGUUCUACUCUGGUAACAACUAACCCAGGUAAGUCAGGGUUCCUCGUACAUAUCUCCCCACCUCUCAAGAACUUUAAAGUGGAGUUGUUUGACCAGGACACACAAAAGCAAAGAAGAAAGAGAAACAUAGUUUUGGUUUCUGGUGUAAGGUAAAUUUAUCAAUCUUGAAUGUAUUUUUUCAUUAUCUAACUUUUAACAUUUUCCUGUGCUUACUGUAGGAGUGUUAUCAAUGCUGGACUAAAAAUUAACUCUAUUUGCAAAGUCCUGCUUGAGACAGUUGUAAGUUGAUCUUUUUCUUAGCUUUCUUUUCCCCAAAGUCAUCCAACAGAACUGUGUCAAACAUGACCUAUUGUGAGAUUCAAAAGUUAAUGCUUAUUCUGUAGCAUUUUUACCAAAGGAAAAAAAAUACUACUGAAUGCAAAAUUUAGUUAGCCCCUGUACCACACAGUGUCUUCCAGUCUUGAAUUCAGAAUGUCUGAGUUUAAGAUUUGGUUCUGUCCUCUUUUUUUGUUCCGAGCAAGUUUGUAUAUAUCAUUAAAAGUAACAUUUCUCCCCCAUAGAAUCCACUUUGUGCUUAAAAUAUUCUGUGUUGCUAUAUAUGGUACUAUACAUUGUUUAAAGUGUACAAACCAUAAGCUUUGUAAGCAGUUAUCAGUGAUUACCGAUCUUCUGUAUUGACUAUUAAAUAUGUUCAUCUAGUGGCAGGCAUCUGGUCUAAAAUUGAAAUGCCCAUUAAGUCAUUGUGUGUUGUUUAAGUACUAAGACUUAGUGCAUCAACCCACUGCUUGAGAUGCCUGCAUUUGUACUGGAGUGCCAGGGGUUGAAUCCGCCUCAGGUUCUGAUCUAGCUUUCUGCAACUCUAGGAAGGAACCAGAUCGUGGCUCAAGUGCUUGAAUUGUUGCCACAUAGAUGGAAGAUCAAGAUGGAGUUCCUGCCUUGUGGAUUCUGUCUUGCUACACACUGGCUGUUGUAGGCAUUUGGGCGCAAAUUUGAAAGACUGAGCAGCAGAGAAAGGUCUCAGUCUUCCCUCUGCUUGUUAAUUCCUUCACUAGCCACAAUAGCCAUAGAUGGACAAGGUCGAAGCCAGGAAUCUGCAGUGCCAAUUCACAUCUACCAUGUGGGUGCAAGGGUACCAGUUACUUGGGCUGUCUGCUACUUUUGAAGCAGAGCAGCUGGGAUUCAAACUGGCAAUCUGACAUAGCAUUCAGUGACUUAACCUGAUAUACCAAAACUAGCUCUCAACUCAAGAGUCAAGAGUUUCUUUUGAGUCUCCCACGUUGGACUAGUGGCCAAAGAGACUUGAACCAUUCUCCACUGCUUUCCCAGGCUAUAAGCAAGGAGCAGGAUCAGAAGUGGAGCAACCAGACAUCAACCAGUGUCCAUAUGGGAUGCCCAUGCCACAGGUGGAAGAGCAGCUUGCAAUGCCACCCUGGCUGCCUACCUCAAAGGCAUUUGUUGUACCCAUAUUUGUAUACAUGGGUUUAAUACCCAGUACUGGUUCCUCCAGCUUUAGGAUGAUGAAUACCAUGGGAAGGCUAAAGUAAUUCACUUUCUGCCAA
Ochotona curzoniae (black-lipped pika) is the source of this 13756-nucleotide messenger RNA. RefSeq names its product mediator complex subunit 13 (gene MED13). The record is from RefSeq and is a predicted model, not a curated record. Gene Ontology annotation, molecular function: transcription coregulator activity. NCBI's taxonomy places the organism in Eukaryota, Metazoa, Chordata, Mammalia, Lagomorpha, Ochotonidae. The transcript is spliced from 30 exons. Bases 191 to 6706 code for a protein of 2171 amino acids. Gene Ontology annotation, biological process: regulation of transcription by RNA polymerase II. Gene Ontology annotation, cellular component: mediator complex.